Molecule: messenger RNA, 780 nt
Organism: Diabrotica balteata
Lineage: Eukaryota; Metazoa; Arthropoda; Insecta; Coleoptera; Chrysomelidae
Source: the annotation of a GenBank genome assembly
AUGAAGACAGGUGAAACUUGGGGUGUAGAAUACCAGACGAUUGACCAAAAAGCUCAACCGAGGCUGGUUUCUGUGGGAACGUGGAGACCAAGCGACGGAGCCGAAAUGACUGAUGAGUUAUUUCUACACGUUGCUCAUGGAUUUAGAGGAAAAGUUCUGCCCAUGAUAACAUUUCAUAAUCCACCAUGGCAGAUUCUAAAAUUCAAUGAAACUGGUGAUGUUAUAGAGUACAGUGGACUAAUUUUUGAUGUCAUUUUUGAGCUGUCCAGAAAUUUGAACUUCACAUUCCGCCUUGAAAUUGUCAACAAAACAAAUACAGGAUCUACUAACUCUACUUCUUACGAUACAAACAACGAUUUGACCAAUAAAGUACCAAAAAUUUUAAUAGAUUUAAUAAAAAACAAAACGGUAGCUUUGGGAGCAUGCGCAGUCACAGUCACCGAAGACUUGAAGCUAAUGGUAAACUUCACCAGACCGAUCACUAUUUUGACCUAUACGUUUUUGGUAUCCAGGCCCAAAGAGCUCAGCAGAGCGUUGCUCUUUAUUUCUCCGUUCACUAUGGACACAUGGUUGGGUCUAGCCGCUGCUAUUGUAUCAAUGGGUCCACUACUGUACUUUAUCCAUCGUCAUAGCCCUGUUUAUGAAUAUAAAGGAAUAGCUAUGAAAGGAGGUUUAGCAUCUAUCCAAAACUGCAUAUGGUACAUGUAUGGGGCUUUACUACAACAAGGUAAGUACCGAGUGUCCAAGGGGCCAACAAAUCAAAAUAAUAUUUAUGAAUGA